UCUUCUACUGUUUUCCAGCCGGUUGCUUUCAAAUGGUGCACAAGACUAACUUACCGGAUGUUGAUAGAUAGACACACGUUGCUGUUGAGAAUUGAAGGCAAAUUCUUAUCGAUGUAGCUUGUAGUCAUUUCAACAAAAUCUCAUAUUAUUAAAUCAGAAUGUCGGCGUCAUUGAUCAGGAGAGGAUUGGAGCUGCUGAGCCAUGAUAUUAAAGAUGUCAGUAAAGUGAAGAAGAAGAAGAAGCAACAGCAGACACUCAGCUCGGCCACGGUGAUGGAGCUUGUGAGCACAAAGCGGCAGGGAGUGACCAAGCAGGUCAAACGGCUGCAGGGUCGCCUAGGUCCCGGCAAGAGCAAAGCCACAGUCAAAGACAAGAGGAUCAAGUCUGCAGUGGAGGAGUUCAGGAAGAAGCAGAGGAAGAGCCAGAUGAGUGCCAACCUCAAGUACUUUAUGGAAACUGGCUACAAAGCAACAGAUUCGGACACUUUGAAGAUCCUGAGCCACAAUUCAGGGAGACAGUCCAGGAAUCGUCCAGACCGACCCGCCAAGAAGGCCAAGGAGCCGCAGUCUUUGUUCACAGAAGAGGAGUUCCAGCAGUUCCAGAAGGAAUACUUUGGCAGGACUGUCGAAGAGAAGAAAUAAAGCGCACCGAAGCACGAAGACACUGCAGCCACAGUGGAAACACCAGAGCUGCGUUUUGUGGAUCAAAGUGGAUUUCUGGACCAGAUUAUGUUCUGGAAGUUGGUUCCACUUUACAUGUGUCAACAAUGGCACAAGAAAACUUUGAGGAGAAAUGUUUUUAUGAGUUGAAUCUGUACUGGUGUUAUGACUGCAGACACAUACUGUCACAUACAGAGAACAUGUGAGACAAGAGUUUCACUGCAGAAUGUGUUCAUUCUGAAAAUACUGUAGCUUGAACUUCUCUACUUCAUUCAUUCAUUAAUGUUUCAGAACUUCCCAUCUGAAGAUGACUCAUAACUAAUAGUCACUUGUCAGUUUACAAGGGAAAGUGCAGCUUAUUCAAAUGCUCUAAACCUAAUAUUGUAGUGAAGCCGUUCAUAUCUGUCAUAUUACAUAUGACACAUAUUACACAUGUCAAGUAAAGAUUCAGACACCAUACAAGUUUUUUUUUCUUAUUAUUUUUUUUAUUGAAAUUGUUAAACGUCUUCUCCAUAAUUAGAGUUAACUGAUGUUCUGAUUCUUGUUUAUAUUGUUCAGGUGGUCUCCUCCAGUCACAGCAAAUCAGGAUAGUCCAGUUUGUACUCAAAUUAAUUUAAUUUAUUAAGACAUUUUUAAUUAUUGAGCAGAAAUUCUAAGAAAGUUUUCAAUAUCAAUACUCACAGGUUGACUUUGUUAUUUUCAUUCAGGCUGUAACUGCAAUAAAUCUACAUGCACAAAUAAUUUCAAAAUGCAUGGCUUUGUUUGAGUUUAGCCAUGAUCACAGCUUACUAGACUCUUUUCAAGAAAACAGGUCUAACUAUUAAAUCAACACGAACACAGCUGCUGUUGGCAUUGCAAUAACGCAAAGUUGCAACGCACAGCUUUAACAGUUUAGAAAUAGUGAAUGAUAAAGUCUCAGAUGCUUUUUAACUUAAAUUCCCAUUCAUUUGUCAUAUCAGUUGAUGCUCUCACUGUACAUCAUAUCAUGUACGGAUGAGCACUUGCACAUUCACUGUGUGAUGGUGUGCGUGCCAUGUGGCCACCAGCAGGACAUGGAGCUGACUUUAGAGAAUAUUUUACAUUCCAGCAGUUGCAGAACUUUUAAUGGGUGUGUAAACAAGAAGAAUGCAGGUGCAGUAAUGUCAUUUUCACAUCUAAUCUGUUAAGAUCAGCAUUCAUAAGUUGAUUGUGAGUCACAGUGAGUGCAGCAAAAGAGAGUGAUCAUUGCACAAUGUCACGGGUAAGAAAUAAUUACAUUGUUCAUUUUAUAUUAUUAAGUAUUAAGUUGCAUUACUAUUUAACCAAAUGCUGCUGAACAAAUUCAUUUGAAUGAAUUCACAUUUAAAGAGUAGUUUUGCCUAUUUCUGCUUUGUGGUAUGUAGCUGUAGUGCAUAUUUGUUCUUUAAGAUUUUCAGAUGUUUGCUGCCAUCCCAGCAUGGUGCAGGUAAAUGGCAAUCAAUCAGUGAUGCUAAAUGAAAUUUUAAAAAUUCUGCAGCAACAUAUCUUUCCAGAAACAGUGUCCUGGUUACUCUGAAGAAUCCACAGAACGUACUGUAAACUGUUUUCUUUGGAAGUACUUUCUACCAAAUAAAUACUGGUCCCCGA
Molecule: messenger RNA, 2264 nt
Organism: Siniperca chuatsi (mandarin fish)
Lineage: Eukaryota; Metazoa; Chordata; Actinopteri; Centrarchiformes; Sinipercidae
Gene: rps19bp1
Product: ribosomal protein S19 binding protein 1
Exons: 4
Coding region: 159-641 (160 amino acids)
Cellular component (GO): nucleolus
Molecular function (GO): enzyme binding
Source: RefSeq, a predicted model, not a curated record